AUGUCUCUUUUCGGUUCUCUCAUGGGCGACGUGGAGGACGAUCCAUUUUUUGGAUCUCACAUGCGCCAUAUGCGUCAAAUGAGCCAUAUGAUGAACUCUAUGUUCUCCGACCCUUUUGGGAUGAUGGGUGAUGGCCCACUCUCAAUCAUGGGUCCCAGACAUGGAAGUUCUUUGAUGCCCUUCAUGCCUCAGAUGCCAUCACUGAAUAGUUUGAUGUUUUCAGGUGAUCUUACAAACAGUAGAAUGGGUCCAGGCACCUCUUUCAGUAGCAGCACUGUGUAUAUGUCUAGCGGGCCAAACGGAAAACCUCAGGUAUACAGUUCAUCCAGCAGUACUAAGAUUGGUCCCAACGGGGUUAAGGAAACUCGCGAAACUUUACAAGACUCACGCACUGGUGUCAAAAAGAUGUCUAUCGGACACCACAUCGGCGAAAGAGCUCAUGUAAUAGAGCGAGAACAGAACGUGUAUUCUGGAGAUGCAGAGGAAAGGCAGGAGUUCAUCAAUCUCGAUGAAGAAGAAGCCGAGGAUUUUGACAGGGAGUUUCAACAACGUUCCAGUAUGUCACAAGCGUCCCGAGCCCACCGAGCCAUUGCUCCCGCGCCGCGUCACGAACAGCGUCUCGCACUUCCUGCUCCGCCCACCGUGUCCCCAAACGCCGAGACGUCCCACGUUCGUCGCCAGAGCAGACCUUCAGCCAGACGACCACUUAGGACCUCCUCUAGUCCCCUUACUCUACCUUCGAGGUCCGUUCGCGAGGUAUACGGCGGCUCCCACCCACAAAGGCACAGACAGAAACACCACAAGAGCCACUCGCACAGACAUACUCAGGACUAG
This is a messenger RNA of Leptosia nina, 834 nucleotides long. Lineage: Eukaryota; Metazoa; Arthropoda; Insecta; Lepidoptera; Pieridae. The record is from the annotation of a GenBank genome assembly.